This is a messenger RNA of Diabrotica virgifera virgifera (western corn rootworm), 1209 nucleotides long. Its product is annotated as ornithine decarboxylase-like. Lineage: Eukaryota; Metazoa; Arthropoda; Insecta; Coleoptera; Chrysomelidae. The record is from RefSeq and is a predicted model, not a curated record. Gene Ontology annotation, cellular component: cytoplasm. The transcript is spliced from 5 exons. The coding region runs from base 1 to 1209 and encodes 402 amino acids. Gene Ontology annotation, molecular function: ornithine decarboxylase activity.
AUGAAAAUUACAGGUGUUGAUGAACGCAUUCACGUUUUGGAUGACCAAUCGAACGUAUGGACGGUGAUCCGGGAAAUCGUAAGUAACAAGAAUCAGGAAGAUGCCUUUUACGUCUUGGAUGUCGGAGAUAUCGUCAGAAAACAUCAGGAAUGGCGCGAAAAACUACCUCGCGUCACGCCGCACUACGCUGUCAAAUGCAACGACAGUGUUACAGUUCUUGUAACUCUCAACGCCUUGGGAACUAACUUCGACUGCGCUUCAAAGGGCGAGAUUAAUAAAGUACUCAGCAUGGGUGUAGAACCCGAAAGAAUCAUCUUUGCUAACCCUGCCAAACCUCUCAGCCAUAUCAAACAUGCUGCAGCCACUGGAGUUAACACUAUGACAUUCGACAGCGAUACUGAAUUGCACAAAGUUAAGAAUCUCUUUCCUGAAGCCAAGUUAGUAAUUCGCAUUCGUUGCGAUGCCACUGAUGUCCAAUCUCCACUGGGAAACAAAUUUGGUUGUGAUCCUAUCAUUGAGGCUCCAGAACUUCUUCGAAUCGCUAGAUCCCUUGACUUGGACGUCGUUGGUGUGAGUUUUCACGUAGGCUCCGGAUGCCGUGAACCGCCAGUUUUCCGUAGGGCUAUUUCAGCAGCAAGGGACGUAUUUGAUUUUGCCGAAACCUUGGGCUAUAACUUUUCUUUACUUGACAUCGGAGGAGGAUAUCUUGGUGCAAAAGGAACUUCUAUCCAUCAGAUCGCUGAAAUUGUCAAUCUCGCACUGGAUAAUUACUUCCCCGAUCCAUCAAUUGAUGUAAUAGCUGAACCUGGUCGUUUCUAUGUAAGCUCUGCCUACACCUUGGUGUGCAAUAUCCAUUCAAUUAAAAACGUCAAUCAAAUCAACGAUGACAGUGAAAAUAAUAUGCACCGCAUGUACUACAUCAACGAUGGAAUCUACGGCAGUUUCAAUUGCAUUUUGAACCAUCGUCAGGUCUUAGUACCACAACCUCUUGAAGAACGCGUUGGGGCAAAAUACUACGACAGCAGCGUAUGGGGACCGACCUGCGAUGGACUCGACCAAGUAAUUGAACAUGUAAUGUUGCCAGAAAUGAAAGUUGGUGAUUGGUUGGUGUUUGAAGACAUGGGAGCAUACACCCUUCCUGUUGCCAGUUCUUUUAAUGGUUUUCCAAUUCCUAAAGUCCAUAUAGUAAUGGACGAGAGCAACAGGUAA